AUGGCAUCUGAACUGAAUACGACGACCAUAUCGCUUACUCCUGGGGCACACUCGAACAUCAACUGGGAUCUGGUGGGUGCUCUCUCUGACACGAUCGACAUACUGGGCAGUGUGGUGAUUCCUGUGAGUGGGGGUGUGGGCAUCCUCUGCAACAUGUUCACAGUGUGUGUCGUCUGUUUCAUGGGGGUCCACACUUCUUCCCUAGUCUACAUGCUCCUCAUAGCCCUAGGGGACUCCCUCAGUGUCGCCAUAGACGCCAUCGUCAACAUCGGGUUCACACACUGGAACUGGGUUGUGGUGCUCGCCAGAAGUUCGAUGUUCUGCAGGUUCGGCCAGUGGAUCAGCUACUUGACCACCUUCGCCACACAGUAUACCCUUGUGCUGUUCACCUUCGACCGAUUCCUGGCCAUAGCGAGACCAAUUCCCUACAAAAACAGUCUCAAGAGCAAACUGUGGUAUCCGGUGGCAGCGACGGGCGUGACUUAUGUGGCAGUGUCUCUCUUGCUUGUGGGUAACCUCUAUGUUUUCACUCUGGAGAAUGGAUCAUGUCUCAUAGACUCAACUCUCAGCGAGGGCUUGCAGGCAUUCUACUUCCACUAUAGCGUCUCCUUCCUCUACUGUGGAUUCCCAGCCGCCAUGCUAUUUGUCCUCAACAUCGCCAUCAUAUACAAACUUAAGAAGCCUCCUAGUGGCAGUGGCGGUGGUGGUGGCAGUAGGUCUCAAGAGAGAUCGAUCACGAAGGGACUGCUGCUGGUGUCCUGCACCUACCUCUUGCUCACGUUUCUCAGCUCCAUGAGUCUCUUCAUCAUCUUCACCCAGACCCAGCCCCGCAUUUCUGCAGAUGACCCCAAGUGGGAAAAGUGGACUGUUCUGCUGUUCUACCUGGCGGAGUGGACUGGACUGAUGAACCAGUGUGUGAACUUUUUCCUCUACAUCCUCGGCAGCCGCUUCUUCAGAAAGGAGUUCUUCCGCAUGAUUAAAAGCACGCCUAAGCCGAACAUCUCACAGAGCAGAAACACUGUGGCCGCUGCUAAUUAA
This is a messenger RNA of Symsagittifera roscoffensis, 1038 nucleotides long. Its product is annotated as allatostatin-A receptor-like. The coding region runs from base 1 to 1038 and encodes 345 amino acids. Gene Ontology annotation, biological process: G protein-coupled receptor signaling pathway. The transcript is spliced from 5 exons. NCBI's taxonomy places the organism in Eukaryota, Metazoa, Xenacoelomorpha, Acoela, Convolutidae. Gene Ontology annotation, cellular component: plasma membrane. The record is from RefSeq and is a predicted model, not a curated record. Gene Ontology annotation, molecular function: G protein-coupled receptor activity.